CUUGAGUGUAUGUGCAAUUUGCUUUUCUUGGUUAUACCUCUAUUUUCCUCAGCUUCUUUUUUAUCUGUUCUCACUUUCCCUCUUCAAAAUGCUACUUUUGAAUUAUCUUAAAUUGUUAGAUUUCGAUUACUCCAAAAGGCUCGCUGAUCUAACCUUAAAGGAAAAGAGAAUAUCCAAAAGGAUCACCAAGAUCUCUAGAAAUUUAGAGCCAAAUUUGCUAGCAAUAUUUCUAAUAAAUCUCUUUGCAAUCAUAUUUAUUCAACUCAUUUUAUUCUACAAUAUUGGAAACUCAAAUAAAUUCAAUAAUCAAAUUAUCUCUUACCAGGAAUUUUUAGAAUCUUCUGUUGACAAUGAGAUCAUCGAUUAUGAAGACAAUUAUAAUGACAAUCAUAACUAUAACCACGAUGAAAGUUAUGAAAUCAAUUAUGAGACUAGCAUUGAUUUAACUUUUAAUAAAAAUUUAGAAAUUUAUGAAAAUUUGAAAUCAAUAAUUUUCAAAAUCAAUGAAAUUAUUAAAUUAAAUGAUAUUAUCUUUAAAUCCAUUAAUAUCUUUCUAAAAUUUAUUAAAUUUUAUUUUUUCUUAAUUUUUUUAGUUAAAUUUUCAGUUAUAAUAAAAGAAUUGAAUACAAAUGACAAUGAUAAUUGUGAAACUAAUGAUGAUGAAAAAUUUCUUGAUCCAACCCCUGAUUUCGAAAGUUCCAACAAUUCUAACACUAAUAACAGUCUUCAUGGGAAAAGCUUGAUAUUAAAACUAUUCAUACGAUUUUUAAAAACUUUAAUAAUAAUUGAGUUAUUAAUAUUAUUCAACAAUAUCUUUGAAUAUUAUCAUUACAAUUCAACUGGUUUGAUCUAUUUCAUAGAUAACUCAAAUCCUAUAAAUCCUAUAAAUUCAAAUGAUAUAAAUAACACUGAUGAUAAUAGUCUCAACGAUAGCUUAUUUCAAAAUAAAUUCAUUAAACUUAAAUUCACUAAUAAUUUCAAUUACGAUACAAGUUUAGGUGGUAUUAUUAACAUCAACGAUAUUAGUGAUAUAAAUAGAGAUAUAAUAUCUGAAAUAAUAUGUUCAAUCGAUGAGUCAAGUGCAGAUUUAGAAUUUUAUUCUUUAUUAUUAAAUCUUCAACUAAUAUUAAUCAAUUUUUUUGAUACCUUUUACUUCAAUUUAAAAAAAUUCACUAAUUUCACCAAUUUAUUUGCUUAUUCUAAAAAUACUUUUUCAAAAUUUAAGCUAUCAAAUUUAAUUAAUCUCUCCUUCAGUAUUACCACUUCUAGUAAUAACAAUGUUCAUUAUACAAAAAUCUCCAAAUUCGAACUCUUUUUCAAUAUCCUAUAUAAAUAUUUUGACUUUUUUGAUGUAUUUAUUAUUAUGUUUUUAACGAUUUCCUUUUUCUUAAACGUAUUAAUCAACUAA
Ascoidea rubescens DSM 1968 is the source of this 1408-nucleotide messenger RNA. RefSeq lists its product as uncharacterized. Bases 89 to 1408 code for a protein of 439 amino acids. The record is from RefSeq and is a predicted model, not a curated record. The transcript has a single exon. NCBI's taxonomy places the organism in Eukaryota, Fungi, Ascomycota, Saccharomycetes, Ascoideales, Ascoideaceae.